Molecule: messenger RNA, 2790 nt
Organism: Anopheles nili
Lineage: Eukaryota; Metazoa; Arthropoda; Insecta; Diptera; Culicidae
Gene: Pdi
Product: protein disulfide-isomerase
Exons: 4
Coding region: 154-1635 (493 amino acids)
Biological process (GO): protein folding; response to endoplasmic reticulum stress
Cellular component (GO): endoplasmic reticulum
Molecular function (GO): protein disulfide isomerase activity
Source: RefSeq, a predicted model, not a curated record
GCAUCACGCAUAGCGGGUUUGCUUAAAGUCCUUCUCUAUUCCUCUGAUUUUCUCAUUGUUCAUCGUCUCGUUCGGGUGUUCAGUUCUAUCAUUGGCCGAGCCCAAGUUUUCUCAGUAUUGUACAAAGUCUAGUGAGCACAACCGAAGAGGAAGAUGAGGCUACUAUCGGCAUUUGCCCUGGUGCUAGCCACUGCCACCGUGGCGAUUGCGGAGGAAGAGGUCAAAACCGAAGAUGGAGUUCUGGUUUUAACUAAGGAUAACUUCGAUUCGGUCGUCGCCAAGAACGAGUUUGUGCUGGUCGAAUUUUAUGCGCCGUGGUGCGGCCACUGCAAAGCUCUAGCUCCCGAGUACGCGAAGGCCGCCAAGGUACUAGCGGACAAAGAAUCCAACAUCAAAUUAGCUAAGGUUGAUGCUACCGUUGAGCCGGAGCUAGCAGAGAAGUAUGGCAUCCGUGGAUAUCCGACGCUUAAAUUCUUCCGCGGUGGAUCGCAUGUCGACUAUACUGGUGGACGUGAACAGGACACAAUUGUAUCUUGGUUGGAGAAAAAGACAGGACCGGCUGCAAAGGAACUGGACACCGUAGAAGCAACGGAAGAGUUUUUGAAAGAGAACAAUGUGGCCGUCGUUGGUUUCUUUAAGGAUCGUGAUUCGAAAGAAGCAAAGGCAUUCUUGUCCACGGCAGUUGCUGUUGAUGACUAUCCAUUUGGCGUGACGAGUAGCGAGGAGGUUUACGCCAAAUAUGAGGCAAAAUGCGGUUCUGUUGUAUUGUUCAAGAACUUCGAUGAGGGUAAAGCCGUUUUUGAAGGCGAAGCCACUGAAGAAGCUCUCAAAAAGUUCGUAGCCGCUCAGGCCUUGCCCUUGAUCGUAGAUUUCAGUCACGAGACGGCACAAAAGAUCUUUGGUGGAGAAAUUAAAAGCCACUUGCUGUUCUUUAUUUCCAAAGAGGCCGGCCAUUUAAAGGAGUUUGUUGAGCCAGCCAAAGAAGUGGCAAAGAAAUUCCGUGAACAAAUCCUGUUUGUUACGAUUGACGCCGACCAAGAGGAUCACACUCGUAUUCUGGAAUUUUUCGGUAUGAAGAAGGAUGAGGUGCCGUCGUUGCGCAUAAUCCGUCUAGAAGAGGAUAUGGCUAAAUACAAACCCGAAACCAAGGAUUUGUCUGCGGAAAAAAUUGGCGAAUUUGUGCAAUCGUUCCUCGACGGUAAAGUGAAGCAACAUUUGCUUUCGCAGGACCUUCCCGAAGACUGGGACAAAGAACCGGUUAAGGUACUCGUGGCUACUAAAUUCGACGAAGUUGCCUUUGACAGCACUAAGGAUGUACUGGUGGAAUUCUAUGCACCUUGGUGCGGUCACUGCAAGCAGCUGGUUCCGAUCUAUGAUAAACUCGGCGAAAAGUACAAAGACAGUGAUAGUGUUCUGAUCGCCAAAAUUGACGCUACUGCCAACGAGCUCGAACACACGAAGAUAUCUUCUUUCCCUACAAUCUAUCUGUACCGAAAGGGCGAUAAUGAAAAGGUAGAAUUCAAAGGGGAACGUACUCUUGAAGGUUUCGUGAAGUUCCUGGAGGGCGAAAAGGAUGAGCAAAUGGAGGGAGAGGAAGCCGAUAAGGAAGACAAACCAACCAAGGAUGAAUUGUAAGCAUCCAGAAUAUGAGGAUUCCAAAUCGCACACCAUGUGUCUGUCCUCGAGUGUUAGUCAACAAAGCAGAAAAAAGAACGAGAAAUAUUCUAAGUCCAAAAUCAUCAUUGGUUCUACAACCCGUUUUAUCCGGAAAUUGAGUUUUAACAAUUUCGGUCUUAGGUUCUAAUUACUAACACGACGAACCUUCUCUAAAAGCCAGUAACAAAUCCAUAUAAUUCCCUUUCAAAAGAAGAUAACGCGUGUGCAUAAUAUUAAUGUAAAACUUCGCAAAGAGACUGUAAUAUACUAUAUUUUACGAUGGGGUUCUGUAAGAUGUUAUAUGAUGCGAUAUAGAUGAAUUUCCCAAACACCAGCAGUGUAAAACACGUGUUUUACAUCUCCACAAUCAUUUUUGUGCGUGCAUUUACUGGGACCGCCAAUGUUUCGGGAUCAUGUUAACAACAGCGGUACGCAUUUCCCAAAUUCUGGAAAAUGGAAUGUAUUUUCUUAGUUUUUCCCUCUUCCUAAACAAUAAUAUAUGAAUUCUACGACAGCAUGGGCUCCAUGGAAGAAAUAGUAGAAGGAAUGUGCAUGAAACAUCUCAUACGGCGCGAUACAACUUACCCAAACAUGCGAAGGCUUAUGUGUAGUAGGUACAUAGGACCAGGUUAUCGCAAGGAAAAUUGCGCAGAUCACAAGAAAAACGUAAAGGGGCAGCGUGAAUUGUAGAAACAUACAAAUGUUUGCAUUUGAUAAGUUGAUCUAGGCAAAACUGUGAAGAAUGUUAUAUUAACAUUAGGAGCGUAAUAGCUAACUCCAUCAUUUUGUGUGGUGGCAGUAACAGUAACGAUAAACUUCCUGCACUAACAAAAAGAUCCACAAAAUCCACAUACACCAUAGUCACACAAGCGGCGAUAGAACACUCAAGGCAUUAAAAUAAAUUGAAAAUCUUGAUAAACGGAUUUAAAUUAUUUCUUUUACAUUGCUUUUCUAAGUUUUUUAGUUCAUAAGAAGAGAAAAAGAACAGGGUGUUCGAUAUUUAAUGUCUAAAUCGUACGUACAUAAUGUGUUCUUUUAACAGAUCAUUUUCCAAGUUCAUGUUAAAUUAACGUUCUGUUAUAUUCAUUUCGCAAUUGAAAUAAAUUCUUAAAUGUUGAAUAUCCACAGGGAGGC